This is a messenger RNA of Thunnus maccoyii (southern bluefin tuna), 3042 nucleotides long. RefSeq names its product coagulation factor X (gene f10). Gene Ontology annotation, biological process: proteolysis; blood coagulation. The record is from RefSeq and is a predicted model, not a curated record. Gene Ontology annotation, molecular function: serine-type endopeptidase activity; calcium ion binding. The coding region runs from base 449 to 1765 and encodes 438 amino acids. The transcript has 9 exons. Gene Ontology annotation, cellular component: extracellular region. NCBI's taxonomy places the organism in Eukaryota, Metazoa, Chordata, Actinopteri, Scombriformes, Scombridae.
AUCUGCCAUACAUUCUGACCCAAUAAGAUAUCAUAUGAGGAACUCUACAUAAAGACUGGCUGCUGAAACAUGAUCUCAGAAAUUGAACUGCGUCAUCUUAAGAUGGCUCGCACACAUACUACAGACGCCACCAGAGCGGAUCCCCAAAGUGGACCUCAAAUGGACAUCACCAGGAAAAAGGAAACGAGGCUGACUAAAGAUCACCUUGCGAAGACCAGUAGAGGCUGAACUGCUGGAGAUGGGUCUCUCAUGGGGCAAGGCACAACUAGUUGCUAAAGACCAUGACAGGUGGAGCAACAUCAUUGAUGCCUUAUGCCCCAUAGGGGGAGAAGAGCAUAACUAAGUUAUCUUCCUGGACGGUGAGGCGGCCAGUCAGGUGCUGACCCGGCAGAGACGAGCCAACAGCUUUUUAGAGGAACUUAAACAAGGCGACAAGGAGAGGGAGUGUAUGGAGGAGCGCUGCAACUGGGAGGAGGCGCGGGAGAUCUUCGAAAACACUGACAAAACUAAUGAAUUCUGGGCCAUAUAUAUCGAUGGCGACGCAUGUUUAUCGAUGCCCUGUGCUCAUGGAGGACUUUGCCAAGACGGGAUCGGCAGCUACAACUGCUUCUGCCAGGCCGGGUACCAGGGCUUCAACUGUGAAAUUGUUAUUCCUAAAAUCUGUGAGAACGCAAACGGUGGCUGCGAACACUUCUGCAAAGUGGAAAAAGGAAAUGCGAUGUGCUCCUGUGCUGAUGGAUAUUACCUGGCAUCAGAUGACAAGUCCUGCGACUCCAAAGAGGAAUACAAAUGUGGCGCCAUCUUUACUGGAAGCACCCGGACUGUUUUCAGGUAUGAUCGGCCAAACAUGACGGAGGGGAACGUUACUGGGUUGAAUGACAUGGACGUCAACAACAACGCAACCGAUCCGGAGAAUGCGAACAUCAGCAGCAGCACUAUUUCCAUGGUUCAUGAGGAACUGCACACGUCAGUUAUGGCGGGUAUGACCCGCAUUGUUGACGGAGAGGACUGUCCACCAGGAGAAUGUCCAUGGCAGGCUCUCCUCCUGAACGAGGAUAACCGAGGGUUCUGCGGAGGAACCAUCCUCACCGAAUACAUUAUCCUGACCGCCGCCCACUGCAUGAACCAAUCACGCUUCAUCUAUGUUAAACUCGGUGAGUUUGACAUACUGGUGGAUCACGGUAACGAAGUUGUCCACCAUGUGGAAACUCUUAUCACUCACAAUAAAUAUAAGCCCGACACCUACCACAAUGACAUCGCACUCAUCAAAUUGGCGACGCCCAUCAAGUUCACCAGGUUCAUCCUGCCAGCCUGCAUACCUGAGCCAGAUUUUGCUGAAAAGGUCCUGAUGCAGCAGCCGGACGGCAUAGUCAGUGGGUUUGGACGUCUCGGCGAGGGUCGGCAGCCGUCCACCAUCUUGCAGCGCCUCACCAUGCCUUAUGUAGAUCGGCACACCUGCAUAGAAUCCACUAAUUUACAUAUCUCUAAACGCAUGUUCUGUGCCGGCUACGACACAAUAGCAAAAGACGCAUGCCAAGGUGACAGUGGCGGGCCGCACGUCACACGAUACAGCGACACCUUUUUCAUCACCGGCAUUGUGAGCUGGGGUGAAGGCUGCGCACGCAAAGGCAAAUACGGCAUCUACACCCAGGUGUCCAAGUAUAUUGGCUGGAUCCGUGAGGGCAUACGCAGGCUGACGCCCAAAGAGACGAGUACCAACAGGGUGAAGAGGCACCAUGGCCCCAUCAAGAGGCUGUAUUUGUAAGACGACCGUCAGCAGAUUUCUGAAGUGUUGACAGAUCUGAGCUGAAUCAAGUAUUAUUUACAGAGCAGAGACCAGCCACGCUUUGUGCCUCUCAUGUAAUCACUGAUUUUAUGUUUGAGACUUAACACAUUUUACUUUUAACAGUCACUGAAAACUUUACCACUUGUUUAAAGACACUUCCAAAAUCCUUAAAGCUGAGAUACCUGAAUUUUUGUCCACUAGGGGGGAGCAGAACAGGCUGUGAACACAACAUCUGACAUGUUAUCAUCUUAUAAAGUACUUCUUGCUAUCAUGUUAGCAAACAGCUGCUUACUUCAUGACCUGUAGGAUUCCUCGGGGAUCCCUUUUACAUUUUCAAAUGACAUGCUGAUAUGAACGUUUUCUAUCUUUUCUUACUCUAUGGUAAAGGUUUGGCAGUCUUGGCAUCUAAAACUACUUGCUUAAAGCUUUUUUAAUUAAUGGAGACAGAGGAACAGGAAGUAGUAAUGACAUUUGACUUUUUACUGCCUUAUAAAGUUGUUGUGGCAAAUAUGUUAGCAAACAGGUGAUCACCCCAUUACAGUGUCCAAUAUUCACUAUUCACUGUGUACAGCCGCAAACGUCUCAAAUGUAAAGUUUCCAUGAAAGACACAAAACUAACCAGCGAUGUAAAGCCAAAUGUACAAAAAUAAUUUUGUACAUUAUUGAUUUAAAGUGGCUUGAUUUAACAGUUUGCUGUUCAGUAUUCUUAAAAAACGUGUCAAUGCAAACGCAUUUCAAAUUUGAGUAAACGAAACAAUGUCUGUUUUGAUGUAUUUUUUAUCAUUCACUGCAAGAAAUUAGCUUUUUCAGCUGAAUGUGAAGCAAAUAAAGAAAAACUACAACAACAGUGAUGCAUUAUGUUUUGUAUGUGUGUGUUUAAACUGUAAUAUUUGAUGAGCAGGAAAAUUAUUUCUCAACCUUAUGUAACGGGGGAUUAUAUUAACCUCACAGUUAAGUCUCUUUUAUAUUGCUGAUAAUAGUGACAGCCUACAGUCUCUAGGUUGUGUUGUGAUGAUGGUGGUGGCUAACAGUUAGUAGUUGACUCCAACUAAGACACACAGACGCUCUGAUGUCGAUGCUCUGAUGAGGUCUCAGUAAAACUAUUUAAUAUAAAUAAAAUCAUUAUCAAAGGAAACUUACAAUAUUAAUAAAUGGUUUCUGUGACAAAGCUUAAUAACCGUUAAAUAACAAAUUACAGGGCCAACGGUCUAACCUUGACCAGGAUCAAAGACUUCCUAUAUUACAAAUUACACAAA